AUGCUUCUCGGCGCGCUGAAGUCGGUUCGCACCAUGGUCGCCAUCAUGCCGCUCAGCGAGGGCACUUCGAGGGCGGUCGUGGACUGCUUCCGCAGCAUCGACGUCCCACUCCACCAACGCAGCUGCAAGAGCUCCGAAGAGCUGUCGGCGGUGUGGAUGGAGUGUGAGGCAACCAUCCUCGGCACCAUGGGGACCGUGUUGAAGGGAUCCAUCUCCCAGGACAAUUGGCCUCAUGAUGUCAUCCGGUGGGCCGUGAAGAAGGCGUGCGAUGCGGUGGAUCAUGCUAUUAAUGUGAGCAUUGUCCAGGACAUGCAGUACCAUUCCCAUGCAUCCGUGGUCAGCAUUGCCCUCUGGUGCUUGAUCGAGGUGCUCGAUGGCGCCGAGAAGCUCCCUGGGGAGUUCGCCGACUCCGUGAACAUGGCGGCCCAGCAGGCGGUGCAGCACCUCUCGGCCGUGCAGGACCUGCCCUUUGCGCGCAUGGCCCUGAGCAACGCCGUGCGGCUCUUCGAGAAGGUCCACGGGCCGUGCGCGGCCCCGGAGUGGGCCAUGGCGUAG
Molecule: messenger RNA, 555 nt
Organism: Prorocentrum cordatum
Lineage: Eukaryota; Dinophyceae; Prorocentrales; Prorocentraceae
Source: the annotation of a GenBank genome assembly